AUGGUGUUAGUGUGCUCAGAGCUGGACGAAACCACUACCAACGAGGGAGUAAAGACUGCCGUCCUGCAGCAGGGUGCGCUCGGCGAGGAGCUCGUGGAGAAGUUGCCGCCAGCAAUUCGACUAAGGUGGGCGUACCAUCGCAUGGAGCUACCCAGAGCGACUUUGGAAGAGUUCGGCAGUUGGCUCGAGACGCUCGUCUCAGCAGCGAGCCUCGUCACACUGCCCUCGCUAGCACUGCAGCCGGGGCAGAAACAACCGACCGAGGACAUCAGCCCCGGAGAGGAAAAGCUGCCCAGCCUGCCAGGGGACUUGCGGCCAACUACCGAGUUGCACCAGAUUUCAGACGAUGGAGGUGAACUCACUGUGGACCUUAGUGCAGCAACACCACCUAUCGUGACGGACGACGGGGAAGUAGACCGCGCCCUGAAAGAGCACUUUUCAAUAGAAUCGAUGGGCAUCUAUGGGCCAAAAAGCGAAUGGCCCAGUAAUCACCAGGACCCGGGCGAGACUGCGGAAGAAAUCCGUGCGACCGUCUUCCAUCACACGAUCACGAAGCCACUGUUGAACGUUAAGCGGUUCUCCAAAUGGAAACGGCUACUACGAGCGGUAGCGUACACGCACCGAUACGUUGGAAACCUCCGCAAUCGGGUUAAACGAGCGCCCGUUAAACAAGGCCCGCUAACACAGGAGGAGCUUGCCCAAGCCGAGAGAACCAUCCUUCGAGAAGUACAGCAGCGAGCGUAUUCCGCUGAGGUACGGUCACUGAGUAACCCGGAUCCCAACAAGCGGCCCUGGGAGAGUGGCAUUUUGAAGACGAGCCCUCUAUACAAGAUGAGCCCCGUCAUCGACUCCCACGGCGUUGUACGGAUGAAAGGGCGACUCGACGCGUGUAGCUGGGUGGCAGAAUCAGUAAAACACCCCAUCCUGCUCCCAAGGCGUCACUAUGUCACAGACUUGAUCAUCGCCGAUUAUCACUGCAAGUACCGCUACCAAAACCACGAGACGGUCAUGAACGAAGUGAGGUUGAAAUACCACAUCCCCAGAUUUCGAGCCGAAUACAACCGUGUGCGCCUGAACUGCCAGCACUGCAAGAUAUGGCGAGCAAGCCCGCAACCCCCUGCUAUGGGGAACCUACCAGCAGUACGCUUGGCAGCCUACCAACGGCCAUUUUCCUACGUCGGGGUGGACUAUUUCGGUCCGAUGACGGUAGCGGUCGGCAGAAGGGUGGAGAAGCGAUGGGGCGUGCUAGUAACGUGCCUAACGACGAGAGGCAUACACAUCGAGCUGGCGCACUCGCUCUCAACCGACUCAUGCAUCCUCGCUCUCCGGAACUUCAUCGCGAGGAGGGGGCCCCCGAUAGAGAUCGUCAGCGAUCAAGGGACCAACUUCGUUGGAGCUGCACGUGAGCUCCGAGAGGCCCUAGAAAGGGUCGACCAAGAAAAAAUGAUGGCGUUCUUUGUCGGGGUGGACACCAAGUGGACAUUCAACCCUCCGGCCGCCCCACAUUUCGGAGGCUGUUGGGAACGACUCGUGCAGUCGGUCAAAAGGAAUUUAAAUGCGUUCAAGCCCCCGCGGUUGCCAACGGACGAGAUCUUUCGGUCACUGCUUAUGGAGAUCGAGAUGAUCAUCAAUUCAAGACCGCUCACCCACCUACCACUAGACAGCGACGCCGAGCCGCCCCUGACGCCCAACCACUUUCUGUUAGGGUCUUCUAACGGCAGUAAACCUCAAGCCGCCCUCGACGACCACACCGCCGUGCUAAAGCAGUCCUGGAAGAUGUCACAGCGGUACGCUGACGAAUUCUGGAAGAAGUGGGUCGCCUACUACCUGCCUACCCUAACCAAACGGACGAAGUGGUUCGAACCCGCGAAGCCCAUAGAGGUGGGCGAUCUAGCCCUGAUAGCGGACAACAAUCUUCCGAGGAACUGCCGGCCUCGGGGCCGGGUCAUCGAGGUGAUUCGCGCUAAGGACGGACAGGUGCGGCGAGCGACCGUGCGGACGGAAAACGGGCUGCUGGAAAGGCCAGCCACGAAACUCGCGAUCCUGGAAGUAGCUCCGCCCGAUGACAUCGCGAGGGACGAAGAGCCACCAGACACGGAACCGCUAGAGAUAUAA
Molecule: messenger RNA, 2115 nt
Organism: Anopheles cruzii
Lineage: Eukaryota; Metazoa; Arthropoda; Insecta; Diptera; Culicidae
Exons: 5
Coding region: 1-2115 (704 amino acids)
Biological process (GO): DNA integration
Molecular function (GO): nucleic acid binding
Source: RefSeq, a predicted model, not a curated record